CGACUAUUACCGCGCAUGAUGUAUGUUACAAGUUCAGAGAAAGCAAUUUCAUAUGCCUCUCUUUUUCUGUCUCGGAGUUUUCUGCUUUCCUCAACUCUUCAGCAUGCAGAGUACAAACCUUUGAAGAUGAUGUCAAAGGAAGACAUUGCAUUCCUUACGGAGGAGGAGCAGCAGGAGGUCAAGUUGAAGUUCUUAGGCUUCCGCCAAGGUCUGGUAGGAGUGGGUCCCAUCCGUCACCUCCUUCCAUCUCACUGCACGGCGUUUACCAAGAAAUAUCAAAACUUCAAGUUUUGUGAGAGCGACGUGGUCAUCGCAACUUUUCCUAGAAGCGGCACGACGUGGACACAAGAGAUUGUGUGGACGAUGAGGAAUGGACUGGAUUUUAAAACAGCAUCCAACGUUUCCCUUAACGUUCGGUCGCCUUUUUUUGAGUUUGAUUCAAUAUAUGCAAUGCACAAGGACAUCCGCCCAGACCUCGUCGCCAAGUUCCUGUCUCGUCACCCAGAUGGAGAUCCCAAAACUGACGGUCUAUUCUUAGAACUCGCUGAGAUGGCCCCUUCACCCAGAACCAUCAAAACUCACCUACCAUUCUCUUUGCUACCUCCAGACAUUCUAGAAACAUGCAAGGUGGUUUAUGUGGCCAGAAAUCCGCGGGACGUCUGUGUCUCCUAUUACCAUCAUCAGACUGCAUUAGAGACAUCGGAAUUUAUAGGAGACUUUCCAGACUUUGUGGACUUGUGGUGCCGUGAUUUGUAUCUUCAGGCGCCUUUCUGGGGCCACCUAAAGGAGGCUUUGGCAAAGCGACAGCACCGCAACCUUCUUUUCCUCUUCUACGAAGACAUGAAAGAAAACUUGAUGAGGGAAUUAAAGCGUCUCAAUGCCUUUCUUGGUACGGGGCUGACGGAGGAGCAGCUUCAACAGGUGGCUGAACACACCAGUAUUGGGCAAAUGAAAAAUAGGCCGUCUGUCAAUCCUCCGGCGAAUGCUUACACUGAAAGGGCGCGAAAGGAGGGAAAACAAGACUUUAUUAGAAAAGGAACUAUUGGCGACUGGGUCAAUUACUUCACACCAGAGCUGGAGACAAAGUUCCAAGCAUGGCUGGAGACAGGUGGAGAAGUUGCUGGGGAAAUUUCCUUUAAGUACCACGCAGAGCAGGCGGACACCUUGAGGAAGUAGAAGCUCAAAUGAUCUGUUACUACCACCGUUGCAAGGAAAGCCAAAGAGAAGAGUUUCAGUCUCAGAAGUGUACAGCUUUCCAAACCUUUAACCGUUUUGCAAGUUGUUGGGGAUUUUGUGAUAUUUUUGUGAAAUAUUGAAUUUUAACCGUUCGUUUAUAGAAUGAUGCAGCCGACUAUAGGACUGUAGUCAUUUAGUCGCAUUGCAUAACGUAGGGGUUUAAUUAUCUAGUAUUAUAUAUAUAUAUAUAUAUAUAUAUAUAUAUAUAUAUAUAUAUAUAUAUAUAUAUAUAUAUAUAUAUAUAUAUAUAUAUAUAUAUAUAUAUAUAUAUAUAUAUAUAUAUAUAUAUAUAUAUAUAUAUAUAUAUAUAUAUAUAUAUAUAUAUGUGUGUGUGUGUGUGUGUGUGUUGAAUGUAUUCUGCCCCAACUGUCUUCACUGUAAAGUGAGGCUUUGUGUGGAGUGCUAACUGCCUUGGUUGAACAAAUUGCUUAGGAUUGAGCUGUAAUGAUUAUAACUUGGUGGUUAGGAUGGGUCAGUGGCUGAGGUGGUACCUCUCAAUUAGGUGACUGGCGUUCACGCCCACGCCGGGGCACAGAUAACAUAUAUUUGUUCGAUGUUAUCACAUUAAAAUGAGAUUGUCUGCGGAAUGCCAAUUAUAUAUAUAUAUAUAUAUAUAUAUAUAUAUAUAUAUAUAUAUAUAUAUAUAUAUAUAUAUAUAUAUAUAUAUAUAUAUAUAUAUAUAUAUAUAUAUAUAUAUAAUCACCUCAUUAGCAGAUGUAAUUAUUUUAUUUUUAUUGUCCUUAAAUUGUUGCGUUACAUCCUAAAAUUAAACUCCCAUAUUGUAGCUGUGUGAGAUUUGAAGCAAUAUUUUCUGAAAGAAAAAAAUAAAAUAAGAGAACCGAUAUUUGAAUCGUAAGACAGUUACAGAA
Portunus trituberculatus (swimming crab) is the source of this 2105-nucleotide messenger RNA. RefSeq names its product sulfotransferase family cytosolic 1B member 1-like. The transcript is spliced from 8 exons. The record is from RefSeq and is a predicted model, not a curated record. Lineage: Eukaryota; Metazoa; Arthropoda; Malacostraca; Decapoda; Portunidae. Gene Ontology annotation, cellular component: cytoplasm. Gene Ontology annotation, molecular function: sulfotransferase activity. Bases 16 to 1176 code for a protein of 386 amino acids. Gene Ontology annotation, biological process: sulfation.